AUGGCCAAUUACAUUUCCAAGCAUUCUUUGGCCAGACUGGUCGGCCACUUUACCCAGAACGAUCUCUCGGGAGCCCCUGAAGGCUUCAAACCUCACCCCAAACCAGUUUACUUAAGUUUUGGAGUUCCGAACAGCGGCUUUUUCCCAAUUGAGUCUAUUCAUGCCACGGUGAAGGAUUACCCAUUUGAACAGAACGCGGGAAGCUCGUCAGUGGCCAACUCCAAUGGCACCACCAAUGGCACCACCAAUGGCGAUCACAAGAGCCUGAAGGAGACGAACGAGAGCUUCAUCACUACUCCUGCCCACACCGAUGAUCCCAAGUUGAUUGAUAUCGCUCGUGGAUUGCAGUAUUCCGAGGUCAAUGGUCUUACUCCGCUUUUGAACUUCACCAGGGAGUUUAUCACCAGGACACACAAACCUGGGUAUGAAGAUUGGUCGACUAUUCUCACUAGUGGGGCUUCAGAUGGGUUGCUGAAAGCUGCUGACGUUCUUUUGGAUCCAGAAGAUGUCAUCUUGAUUGAGGAAGUCACCUUUUCUCCCUUCCUUUCCAGUGUGAAGCACUUUGGAGGAAUUUCAGUUCCAGUGAAAUUGAAUAUCCACAAUGGUAGUGAUGGAAUUGAUUUGGAAUACUUGCUGGACUUGUUGGAGAACUGGGAAACCUUGAAGCCUAACUUGAGAAGACCAAAGGCUUUGUAUACAAUUGCAACCGGCCAAAAUCCAACCGCUUUGACACAAACUUUGGGUUUCAGAAAGAAGGUGUAUGCUUUGGCUGAAAAGUAUGACUUUGCUAUUAUUGAAGAUGAUCCUUAUGGAUACUUGACCUUGAAGCCGUAUGAAAAGCCAGCAAAGGAAGCAGAUUUGCAGAAUCUUCCUACUGUGGAAGACUACCUUAAGAACGAAUUAACCCCAUCUUACGUUACCCUUGAUACUAGUGGUAGGGUCAUUCGGGUGGAAACGUUCUCGAAACUCUUUGCUCCAGGGCUUCGUUUGGGUUUUAUUGUUGCACAUAAGAAUGUCAUCGACGCCAUUUCUAAGUAUGCUACGUUGGUAACGAGAUCACCAUCGGGCGCAGCACAAAUUGUUGUCAACAAUACCAUCCAAUUGAAGUUCGGGGGUCUUGAGGGAUGGUUGGAAUGGAUCGUCAAGAUGAAGGCCACCUAUUCACACAGAAAGAAUGUGUUGCUCCAGAGUAUUUAUGAAUCGGAGGCGUUCGAGAAGAAAUAUGUCGAUGUCAUUGAUUCAAAGGCAGGUAUGUUUGCCGUGGCCAAGGUGAACUUCCCAGAGGGUACCGACGUCCCUGCCAAGAUUAGGUUGUUACACUUCAAGUUCAUCAACUACGGUGUGAAUGUGGUUCCAGUUGUCAGUAUGACCGUUGACAAGGAAUUCAGUAAGGACAAGGCCAACUUCUUUAGAUUGUCGUUUGCACCAGCCAGUAACGACGAAGAACUUGCCGAAGGAGGUAGACGUUUAGCGAGUGCUAUUUACGACUUCUUCGAAAAAGGAUUAGAAUAUUAG
This is a messenger RNA of Suhomyces tanzawaensis NRRL Y-17324, 1515 nucleotides long. It is a transcript of the gene ARO9, whose product is annotated as aromatic-amino-acid:2-oxoglutarate transaminase. Bases 1 to 1515 code for a protein of 504 amino acids. The transcript has a single exon. Lineage: Eukaryota; Fungi; Ascomycota; Pichiomycetes; Serinales; Debaryomycetaceae. Gene Ontology annotation, molecular function: pyridoxal phosphate binding; L-2-aminoadipate:2-oxoglutarate transaminase activity; aromatic-amino-acid:2-oxoglutarate transaminase activity. Gene Ontology annotation, biological process: L-tyrosine biosynthetic process; aromatic amino acid catabolic process. The record is from RefSeq and is a predicted model, not a curated record.